Molecule: messenger RNA, 2452 nt
Organism: Rhipicephalus microplus (southern cattle tick)
Lineage: Eukaryota; Metazoa; Arthropoda; Arachnida; Ixodida; Ixodidae
Product: neuropeptide CCHamide-1 receptor
Biological process (GO): G protein-coupled receptor signaling pathway
Cellular component (GO): plasma membrane
Molecular function (GO): neuropeptide Y receptor activity
Source: RefSeq, a predicted model, not a curated record
CCGCCGCGAUGGUGCGAAUUGCUACAGCACAGUCGUAGGGGCCGCAAGCCGCCCUACGGUGGCCCCGUUGCGCAGUGCCUCGUCGUCUUGACAAGGUGUACGUGCGCGGCUCUCCGUCGCUCACCGGACAGCGAAGACGUCGGUGUUGUGCAGUGUCUCUACGAGAAGGGCAUUGUUCACGCCGCAGUUUGUUAUGUGAGUGUGUUUGUGGGGCCGCGCGUUGGGCACGAGGCACUUUUGGAUCGGGGACGUCGACGAAGCCCUCCUUGGUGGCCACUGCAGUGUUGGAACAAACGCCACGUGCGCAGGAGUUGUUUUGCCGCGCAAGUUAGAUGUGUGUGACGGUUAAGCUGGCGCCGUCGAGAUGUAGCCGACGACUGCGUCCUUCCAGUAUGCUACGACCUUCGGUGUUUUGCCGCAUGUACCUGCGAUUAGGUGCCGUCUGACCUGGUGCGCGUUCCUGCUGCCUGCAGAGUCCAGCGCAUGGCCGACGUACCCGAGAGCUACGACAUGCUGUCUUCUACACUGGGACCACUCGUGGCCAACGCGACGUCUAUGACGUUACGGGUCACCAGGGACCAAUCUGUGUCGCGCAUCUACAAUUACAGCAUGCCCACAUCUCACCUCAACCUGACUACGGGCCACGGUGAUUCAGAAGAAUUCGUGCCCUAUGAGCAGAGGCUAGAGACAUACGUGGUGCCCACGCUUUUCGCCUUCAUAUUUCUUGUUGGACUACUAGGCAAUGGAACGCUGAUCCUCGUGUUCAUUCGCAACCGGACGAUGCGCAGCGUUCCAAACAUCUACAUUAUGAGUCUAUCAGUGGGCGACUUCAUUGUCAUCGCUGGCACUGUGCCGUUCAUCAGCACCAUCUACAUACUAGACUCGUGGCCAUACGGGCUUUUCCUCUGCAAGCUCAGCGAGUUUCUUCGGGAUGUGUCUAUCAGCGUGACCGUUUUGACGCUCACCGUGCUUAGCAUUGACCGGUACGUGGCCAUCGCUAUGCCUCUUCUUAACCACAAAGGCCGUCGACACACGAGACGAACUAUCACCAUCAUGCUCACGGUCGCGGUGUGGAUGGUUGCCGUCCUGUUGGCCAUACCAGGAGCCCACUUCUCAUUCGUGAUGGAAGUGGAGGCUACUCCCGAGCUGCGGUACAGCGUGUGCUACCCGUUUCCCCCAGAAAUGUGGCCUUGGUACCCGAAGCUCAUGGUGCUCAUGAAGUUCCUAGUCCAGUACAUGCUGCCGCUGGCCAUUAUCGGCACAUUCUACGGUCUCAUGGCCCGCCAGCUGAUUCGCACGUCCCGCGCUAACCUGACGCAGCCAGGCUGUGGAGGCGUGGCACAGCUCAAGCAAAUGAAGGCCCGCGUCAAGGUGGCCAAGAUCGCCCUGGCCUUCGUCAUCCUCUUCGCAGUGUGUUUUUUCCCAAACCACGUAUUCAUGAUGUGGUAUUACUUUGCACCCGAUGCACCAUCACACUACAACAGCUUCUGGCACGUGUGGAAAAUUAUGGGCUACGUCAUGACGUUCGUCAACUCGUGCUUGAAUCCCAUCGCUCUGUACCUGGUCAGCGGUGUGUUCCGCAACCACUUCAAGCACUACCUCUUCUGCAGCCGGCGUGCAGCCAGCGGCAUCCACUCGCGCAACAAUUCCUACUCUUUCCGCACAAUUCACAGCUCAAGCAUGUCCAAGUGUACCGCGUCCACUAAGAUCUGACGUAUGACCUGCCUUCGAAGGAGGGCAAAGGUCAAAUGCGAUGGCCAAAAUGGGCUUCACGGCAUCGACGAACCGGAGUUGAGAUCCGUUUCUGAGGGAACCUUUUAGAUCUGCCUACAAUCGUCAUCAUCAGACAUUCCACGUGUGUUCGCCUAGAAAAUCUGUCUCCCUAGUGAGAACAACUUGUCACCUGCUUUCGGAAUGCUACUAUUGAACGGUAGCUCUAAGAAGGCACAGACAUCUUUAGUAGUCAGGCCACUAUCUCCUAUUUGGAAAUGAUGGUGCUUGUUGUUCAAGGAAAUUGGGGAAAUUUGGUGGUUUCACUGAUAAUCUUUUUUUUUGUGCUGCAACUUCUGUUAGGUCUCGUAGUGUUGCUCUCAAAGCUUGCUGAACAAUGACUGGUGCAGAGAAGCACAAAAAGCGUUCGCUACAUGUUUCAGUGGCACCUGCUACAGCAUGAUACAAGUUCUAAAUUAGUGGCAUUGUGAUGUGAAAGUGAUCAAUACAAGUCAUCAUAUACCGAGUUUUCCAGUUUUUUUUUCAUUCCUAUUGUAGCCUUUCGGUACCUGUACGACAUUCUCAUGUACAUAUUGUUCAUCCUUAGCAGUGUUCGUAUCAACUUAAGCAGUCACGUAUUUAAUGUGUACGCCUUGAUCAAAUCUACGAAAAAUGAUGUUCAUCAUGGAUCUUCCAUCAUGGUACACAUGCGUUGUCGUAAGUAAAGCAAGAAACAAGACAA